Molecule: messenger RNA, 3317 nt
Organism: Choloepus didactylus (southern two-toed sloth)
Lineage: Eukaryota; Metazoa; Chordata; Mammalia; Pilosa; Megalonychidae
Gene: CFAP144
Product: family with sequence similarity 183 member A
Exons: 4
Coding region: 90-497 (135 amino acids)
Cellular component (GO): ciliary base
Source: RefSeq, a predicted model, not a curated record
AGGACGCGGUUGCUUGAAGAACGCAGAAGACCCGGUGGAGGAGAGCGUGCGAGAGUGGGGAGAGAGUCGCGCCCAGCCAGGCCAGAAUAAUGGCAGGCCACCAGAGGGAGAAAGUGGUCCCAGAUGAGGUCCAUCAGAACCAGAUUUUGCGGGAAUUGUACCUCAAAGAGCUCCGAACACAGAAACUCUACACGCAGUAUCACGUGAAUCCCCUCCGCAAGGUUCACACAAUCACCAGAAAGCCCAUGUCUUGGCAUGAUAACCUGGAAGAACCUGCAGAUGCCAGGUUUCUGAAUCUCAUUCACCAUGCUUCCAAGGGACCUAGGAAGAAAUACCAAGAGACACAGACCGAAAGCCAAGAAAUUGGAUGGGACUCGGAGCCCUUGGUCAACCCAGAACGCAGUGACCGCAGGCUGAACCACUUCAGGAUCUACAAUGACAUCACUCGAUACAAGGCUAAAAUGUGGAGCUUGGGAGAAGAUGAUCGCCACAAGUAGCAUUGCAGCAGUGGUGUCAGUCCCUGUAUUCAAGGCCCAAAGUGUGUGCUGCUCAGAUAAAUAUUUUAAAGCCCAAAUCUGACUUUCCCUAUCCUGAUUCUCUUACUUUUCUCAUUUCUGCCUAAGUCCUCUGGUUCAAAUCCUUAAUCUUACAAAUCAGUGCGAGACUUCCAGUUAAAGAUGGCAGACUAAUUCAUACAAUUUUCUCCUCUGGCUUCACAGGCCCCCAUAAAGGACAAUAAAGGGAUAGGAAAGGGUAUAAAUCCACAACAACAGACAGAAUCAAAGAGAAGUAUUAGCAAUCAAGCAAACUGAAGAUAUAUUUAGAAGAUGGAAAUCUGAAAGAGGAGAUGGUAGAAAACCACACUGUACAAGCCAAGGGAGAUAACUCUGAGCUUAGAGCCCAUGCCUCCUGCAAUCCUGGAGAGAGGUGCAGGACUCUAAGACAGAGUGGGGGAAGCAGAGAACUGAAAUGGGCAUUGGCAGGGAUCCUGCAGGUAGGCCCACUCCAUGCACAUACCAGCAGCCAGACAGCUAGCAUCUCCCCAGACAGGAUGCUGGAGAUUUACUCUUGGAGAAAUGGGAGAGGCCCAGGACUAAGGGACACUACAUACAAUGCAGAGCAGGAAUGAGCUAUGAGGCUGAAGCCUGACUCCAUGAAAAUCUGCAGAAGAAUGUUGAGCCCCUAGCCUGCCGGCCUGCCCACACAUGUACUGCAUUUGUAGCCUGGGUUUGAAGUGGGAGGGUUCCUGUCUCAAGAAACUUAAAUAGUUCUAAAAGAAAAGCCCUCCCACAUAGUACUCUUUGAGUGUCCUCUAAAGAAAGGGCCAGGGAAGUCAGUUUCCCCACCUGCCACCAAACCCUACUGAACUUCAUCCUGCUGAGCUGGCAUCAGGACCCUGGUUCGGAGCUGCAGACAUCUCAGCUGCUCAGACUCUGCAGCCAGUUCCCCGCUUCUGUCACCUGAGCCAUGGGCCUCCAACAGGGUGAACAAACUCCAGGACUUUGUGAAGCUGUGUGAGUAGGAAUCUGUCUUCUGCCCCCUGAGGUGCCGAACUUCCCUCAGAAAAGGGUGGAAAGCAUGAGAGGUACAAUACUAGCUCCUCAUGUAGCUAAGAAAAUGCCAAGGAGAAAAAACAAGGCAAGAAGUUAGAGGAACACAUAAAGACAGAAGAGCCAGCAGGUAAGGAAAGUAAUCUAGGAAUCAGUUGUGAAGGUCUCCUUGAGCCAGACACUAACAAAAAAGGAGAAACAAAACUGCAGAGGUAUUGAGUGAAAUGCAGAAAGAAGUUCAACCAAGAGGUGAGAGGAGAAAGAAGGAGUAAAAAUGUGAGGAAGAACAGAUUAAGCAAGGUCAGAGUGAGAAAGCUUGAGGACUAACCCGAGAGCCCAAGAGGAGAAAACGACCAGAUGACACGCAGCAGUUUGGUGAUGUCCUAGCUGACUUUCCUGGAAGAAUGCCUGAAACACAGGGGAAGGAUAGCAGUGAAUUUCUAAGCAACAAGUUCUGACAGCAAUGCAGGAUCCAGAAGUAAGGGUGCCCUUUCAGGAUAUGGCCCAGAACCCAGCAAACAUGUCAGAUUUUCAGAGCAACCCAAGCCUAUGAAUCUUAUCAAUAAAUCAUCAGAGAAAUUUGGAGGACAAACAUAAUGCCUUUAGGACAGUAUCAUUCCUAAAGGAAAAAAAUAUCCAAAUCAGUUCAAACCAAGUAAAUUUGAUCUUAUUUUGAAAAAUCUGGAAAACUCUGAUAAUAAUCACUACCCCUUUGCCCCAGUGCAUUAGAAACAUUUUAUAGUAAUUUACCAUUAGUUUAUUUGUAACCAAGAAUUAAUAAAUAUAAUUAUUGCUUACUGAACAUUCCGAGUGAGGUGAGGGACUAUGUAAUAAGAUAGCCUUCUCGCUAACUGCGGGGGGUACAACAGACCAAAGAAUGGCUUGGACAAGUCCAGCUUGGUGGGUGAGAUAGAGAGUUUUUGGGGGGCUUACAUGGAGUCCUCUCCCUUGGCGGUGGGAGAAGAGAUAGCAAUCCCUUGCUAUCGCAGUCUGCACUCACCAGAGAGCAGGGUGUUGUUUUAUAAGAUUUGAGCAAAUGGAGUGGGGUUGAGACAUUGGCGCAGUGUGGUUGGUGAGAUAUGCAUUCAAAUUGAGGAUUACAAAUUCGCCUUUUAACCUCUACUAUACCUUAUAUUUUCCUCCUGGGCAUAACUUCUGAUGAUAGGCAUAGCUUCUGAUAACACUGCUCUUUUCCUCAAGCUGAGAUUUACUGUUUUGCUGAUAGGAGAACAUCUGUUCUCUAGAGCCCAUGGGAAAGGAAAGAGUUGGAGGAUAAUGCAAAAGUUCAUGUAUGUUACACUGAACUUUAUUUAGAUGUAUAUUUUGUCUUUGAAUCCUAAUUUUUGUUGUUGUUUUUAAUUUUUUGUUUUGAUAGUAAAGGCCAUGGACCCACCAAUAUAUAAUAGGAUUUGGUUCAGGAUGGGAAUCCUUAGGGAAAGUUUCAGCAGACUUACCCCCAUUUUAUAUAAUAAGAGCCCAUAUAAACAAAUUAAGAGUAGACUGGUAGUGUACCAGUUUGAAAUUGUUAUGGACAACAGAGGAGCCAUGAUCUUUUAAUCCAAUCUUGUUGGGUGGAAACUUUUGAUUGUUUCCAUGGAGAUGUGAAUCACCCAACUGUUGGUGAGAUUCCUCCCAUUCAUGGGUCCUGAAGUCCUUAGAUCACUGGAAUCCUCUAAGAGAGCUCACAAAGGGAGCCAACAGAGAUGCUUAGAGAUGCCUGGAGAUGUGGACAGAAGGAUGUUUGGAGAUGCUAAGCUAAGAUGAAGC